Scatophagus argus is the source of this 3919-nucleotide messenger RNA. RefSeq names its product Mov10 like RISC complex RNA helicase 1 (gene mov10l1). The transcript has 27 exons. The coding region runs from base 226 to 3675 and encodes 1149 amino acids. NCBI's taxonomy places the organism in Eukaryota, Metazoa, Chordata, Actinopteri, Scatophagidae. Gene Ontology annotation, molecular function: helicase activity. The record is from RefSeq and is a predicted model, not a curated record.
AUGGGCCUCUUGAGCCAAAGCUCCCGCGCAUGUACACGUACAUGUGAAGUUGGCAGUCAGGUUGAAACAGACAGCAGGUCCCGACCCCAACACGUGAACAGUAGUCUGAUAUUUGUGUUGAGAAAGGUAACGUUAAUUUGAAAAUAACCACACCAAUCUUUUCUCCUACACACACCAUUUGCGCUAAGCUAUAGCUAAGCUAGCUACUUCAGCCGGUUUGCAGUUAUGCUUACUGCCGUGCGGUGUAUGCUGUCCAAGCUAGUUUCUCCAUUGUGGAGGGCAGCUGAGGUGAAUGGAGACGACCAUUUGAUUGGCACACAAGACAUGGAGGACGUUCGCCACCUGCGGGACAGUGUAGUAACCCAGCUGUGCCUUGACUAUGGCCUGAUAGAUGAUGCAGUCUACUUCACAAGUGGAGAGGUGUUGGGCGGAGUACCACUGAAAGAAGGGGACCUGGUGAACUGCAUAGUGGUACGAAAAGGUGCCCAAGGGGGAUGGAAAGCUUUAAGGGUAGAGAAGAGUGCAGAUUCUUGGGAGGAUGGAGGAAGAACCUCCCUGGAAGCUGACUGUUUGCAUCUCCGCCCUCUCAUUGGCACAGUCACAUCAUUUGAUGGAGAUGGUGGCUACAUAAGCAAUACCACAUACUUCUCACGCUACAGUCUUUGGGAAGGUUAUGAGCCAAUGAAAGGAGACUGGGUCCAAGCAAAAUAUUUUAUCAGUCCUACCCAGUGGACCACCCAGGCUCACUCUGUGGUCCCUUUACGCUAUUGCCGCCUAGAUCAGGUGCAAGUGACCAGUAUGUAUGGUAACAGUGGAGUGGUGGCAGACAGUGUGUUCUUCAGCAUGGACUCUUUGCUGCUGCCUGCCCACUACCAGCCUUUGCCAGGGCACCUUGUCAACUUGGUAAUGGUGGAAAGCAGUCAGUCCCUGUUUUGUUGGAGGGCCCUGUGUAUGGCACCCUGCUAUCAGAGUGUGAAUGUUUCCGCUAAACCUCCCUCAGAGCCCAAUUUCCAGAGCAUUUUGGAAAACAAGGGGGGGUUGGAUGUAACGGACUUUGGUCAGUUUGGAAACCUGUUGAUUGGGGAGAAACGACAGCUGGUCUUCUGGAUACAAAAUAAAGGUUCCGAUGGCCAGAGAUUGAAGUGCUGUGACUUUGCUGGCUGGGACUCAAAGGGACAAUUCACCCUGGUUACUUUAGGACUCACACCACUGAGACAGACACAACAGGCUUGUCAAGAAAUCUGCUCUGAGUCUGAAGAAAAACAUGUCGGUGAUGCAAAAGAGGAAGACAAAGAAAAUGAUAAGGCCCUGAAGGAGACUAUCCAUUCCCCCGAUGUGAGGAGAGAGGAUGAAGAGGUGGAAAUUCCACCAGGAGAGAGGCUGUCUGUUGUAGUGGCCUGUCAAGCAAAGAGUCUGGGAACCUGUGCUGAGCUGCUGUUGCUGCACUUCUCUUCUUUCACCAUCGGGAGGCGCCUAGAGGUCACAGUUAACAGCGAGGAAGAGAGCCUGCUGCAGCCCUCUGUGCCAUACAGUCCUGUUGAUGUGCGCCCGGUUUCAACAUUGCUGACUCGCGAGUUCACUGUCUGUGCGCCAAACACGCCCAGGCUUAUUAAGCAACGGUUGCCAAACUUCCUACCUAACUACCCAGUGCCCCAGGCUCUCAGAGACUGUGUGGAGGCACAGAGCGACGUGCUGGUAGUACAGCCCAGCCUGGGAGAGGUGCUGUCUGCAUUGAACAUGCAUGCACGAUUCAGUGCCCUUCUCUGGCUGGAAGAGCUGCAGGCAGAGAGGGAACUGAGAGAAUUCACAAUCAAUGGCGCCAUUCUCAGGAAAGGAGUGGGAUACCUGCACCUAGAGGUUCCUGGGUUGGCUGAAGGCAGACCCAGUCUCAAUUUAGGUGACAGAAUAGUGUUGAAGAAACCACAGAGUGACGGUGUGGUACUGAAGUACAUUAGUUAUGUCGCAGAGAUCAGUGAAGAGGAUGUGCGUUUAAGAGUGAGCUCAGAUUUUCAGCACAGCUACCUCGGAGAGCCACUCGAUGUUGAGUUCACUUACAACAGAUUGACCAUGAGGCGAUGUCACAAUGCAAUCGACCAAGCAAAAGACUUUGGGGAGAUUCUCUUCCCGACUAGAGUGACUGUACAGGCCCCUCUGUGGACAGGAAAGUGGAUAGAGGAGUCAGACAAAGAGAAAACAUUGGAGUACAAAGAGACUGCAGCCACAGAAAAUGGAAAGGUGUCAAACAUUUCCAUCGACAUGGAGUCAAAGGCUACACAAACUAAAGAUGGUAGCCUGUCAUCCAAGCCCAUCCCCAGCAAAGGGCACUUCUUUAACCCAGACCUGAACCCCCCCCAGAGAGAGGCAGUGAAGAGGAUCCUAGCAGGAGAGUGUCGACCUUGUCCUUAUGUGCUUUUUGGACCUCCGGGCACUGGAAAGACCAUCACCCUCAUAGAGGCCAUACUACAGGUUUACUACUUCGUGCCAAGUAGUCGGGUUCUCGUAUGUACUCCUUCCAACAGCGCCGCUGAUCUCAUCUGUGUCCGCCUGCACCACAGUGGCUUCUUGCACGCUGCAAGUUUGGCCCGUGUCAAUGCGUCCUGUAGGCAGGAUGAGUCCAUCCCAGAAGUGUUAAAACUGUACUCUAAGGCUGGAGAGGACAUCCGUCAUGCCUCCUUUCACAGGAUUGUGGUCAGCACCUGCUCCAGCGCUGGCAUGUUCCAUAAUUUAGGACUACAAGUGGGACAUUUUACCCACAUUUUUCUGGAUGAAGCCGGCCAGGCAACAGAACCAGAGUCCCUGAUCCCCAUAAGUCUUCUAUCGGUGAGAGAUGGACAGAUAGUUCUGGCUGGAGACCCCUGUCAGUUGGGCCCACUAGUUAAGUCCAAGCUGGCUGCUACCUUUGGCCUGGGUGUGUCUUUGCUGGAGAGGCUGAUGGCCAACCCAUUGUACUCCAGACACGACUGGGGAUAUAACCCUAUGCUGGUGACUAAGUUGAUCUACAACUAUCGUUCUCACGAGGCCUUGCUCACGCUGCCCUCCAAGCUCUUCUACCGGGGUGAACUGAGCUUUAAAGCCUCCAGGGCAAUAGUAGACUCUCUCUGCCAGUGGAAAACCCUGCCCAAGAAAGGCUUCCCACUCGUCAUCCAUGGAGUUAGGGGCAGAGAAAUGAGGGAAGGCAACAACCCAUCGUGGUUCAACCCAGCAGAAGCUGUACAGGUCAUGCUCUACUGCUGCCAGCUGGCCAAGAAGCUCUACAACCCUGUGGAUGUUUCUGACAUUGGCAUCGUUGCCCCAUACAAGAAACAAUGUGAGAAGAUUCGAGUUCUGCUGGGUAAGGUGGGCCUGUCUGACAUCAAAGUUGGCUCUGUGGAGGAGUUCCAGGGACAGGAGUUCCUGGUCAUCAUCAUGUCUACGGUGCGCUCUAAUGAGUCGGUAGAGAGCGAUGAUAUGCAGAGCGCGCUCGGCUUUCUAUCGAAUCCUAAACGCUUCAAUGUUGCAGUCACUCGUCCCAAAGCUCUGCUCCUAGUUGUUGGAAACCCCCACGUUCUCAUUAGGGAUCCGUGCUUCAGGGCCCUGCUGCAGUACUGUUUCCUCAACGGGGCAUAUCUGGGCUGCGACCCCCCUUCUUCCCUUAGAGACACUCAGAUUGUUACGGAGGAGCAAAGUAGUGCAUAAGAGGACGGAAGUGUAGUGGAUAGUGUGUGUGUGUGUGUGUAUAUACAAAUAUAUAUAUAUAUUUCUCCUUCACAUCUCCUUGGCUUGCCUCUCUUUUGACUGUUUGCAAAGUGAGUUGUAGCUGUCUUGAAAAGUGUCAACUUGAUUGAUUUGAAAAGUGAAAAUGUCUUGUUUCUGUGAAAGCCAAAUGCAGUUCCACUGUUGGGGAGAAAUAAAGAUGACACUCUUGUACACUGCACAAUUA